Diaporthe citri is the source of this 594-nucleotide messenger RNA. RefSeq lists its product as uncharacterized. The record is from RefSeq and is a predicted model, not a curated record. The transcript is spliced from 5 exons. The coding region runs from base 1 to 594 and encodes 197 amino acids. Lineage: Eukaryota; Fungi; Ascomycota; Sordariomycetes; Diaporthales; Diaporthaceae.
AUGACAAGGUAUGGCGGUGAGCGGCAUGUCAUCUUCAUCACAAGCAAGAAAGGGAUUCAGAUUACGGCCAUGACUACCGAGGUCUCGUACGUCAUGUCAAUGGGCUUCUUGAAGCUUAGCAUCCUCGCCCUCUACGGAUCCAUCUUCCCAUAUCGCCGCUUCCGUCACUGUCUCUGGGCACUGGGAGUCUUCACGCUCUCAUGGUCGCUGAUGAGUGCCACCGGCGCUAUAUGUCAAUGUAUUCCGAUUGAAUCAUUUUGGGAUGAUUCUCUCGAAGGCCACUGCAUACAGUACGGAAUCCUACAGCUUGUCACCACUGUAUGCUGUUACGGUGCUGCUCAGAAAAAGAGGUGGAUUUAUUUCUCGUUUGCCAUGGGCGGGAGUGCUUGUGUUGUUAGUAUCAUCCGUCUCGUGUUCGCUCUCCAAGUCGGCUCGCUCGACGGCUCUUGGGAUGCGGUACCAGCAGCAUGGGCCUCUGAGGCCGAGAUAUGCGCCGGCUUUCUCGUCGUGUCAAUUCCCACCUACCGACCCAUCUACCGCAAGAUCGUGUACGGGUCUGCUGAUGCUCUGGAUCCUCGGACGGGAAAGUCCUAG